GCGCUGCGCCGGAAUUUCAUACGCUUCUCAAUUUUUGGAAUUGAUAGGAUGGCAGCUCUCCUUUCUGCUGAACUCAGGCGCCUGUCCUGGCAGAGGCUGCAUCUGGCCUCUGCUUUUUAUUCCUACUCAAUUGCUAGAUUAUCCUCUUUCGAACAUUCGAAGGAGGCUGUAUCUGCCUUUUCUUCCUUAACUCUAAUCAUUAUAAAGUCGACUGAGUUGGUCCUUGAACUGGAGUCUUUCAAUCCAGAUCUCAACCACCGCGGCUUUUGAUAACUCUGCUACACGCUUUAUAUUCCAAGAUACUUGUUUAUUGUUUAAUUGACCACUUCCUUUGGGCUCGGCGUCUGCUCUUUACUAUACCAUCCACAAGUCCAACACCAUCACCAUGUUCAUUGAACGCCGCCGAAGCACAGGUGAUGGCUACCAGAAGAGGGUGCUGUUCAGUCCCAAGGGAUUCACACAGCACCUAUGCGAGGACAUGGCCGCACAUGGAUUCUUUGCGGAAGAGGAAUUGAGUGAUAUGGACGACGCUGUCAAUCUUACAGGCUGUCCCCGGGACUCUAUAAGGGCGUCUCAGUCCUCCCGAGUCCGCAUCCGCAUCUCCGUCAGCCCACAAGGAAAAGGCCAUCGUCGGUCCUCCAGCAUUCAACGAGACAUUGAAUACGAUGAACCGCGGAGCACUACGUUUUCCCUGACCAACAACAGCUCGAUAGCUGGCCUCCGCAGGAAACGGUCUCCUUCUCCUACCCCUUCAAUGACAUCAACCUCAUCUACCGAGGAGAUCACUCGUCCCUCCAGGAAGAAGGCCACUAUCAUGAAGCCGCUGAAUAAGUUCAAGGAGGUCGUGCCGGUUGUACAUAUCCCGGAAUUCAAGGAACUACCCGUCAAAUCGAGACGCUUCAGAGAAGUGUCCCCCUCUGCCUGCCGCAGGGGUGAUCCCGUCGUCAUCACUCCAAGAGUCAAGCCAACAGUGCCCAGGAAUACGACGUCUGAAGCAACCAAGGGCAAUGCUACGUCCUCACCCAAAGCUGGGAAGAAGAAGGUCCGUUUCGUGCUGGGUGAUGAUGACGGGAGACGAGAGAGUCCUCCUGUGCACGGUGUAGCCAAGCGUCUUUCUUGA
This is a messenger RNA of Trichophyton rubrum CBS 118892, 1120 nucleotides long. RefSeq lists its product as uncharacterized. The coding region runs from base 386 to 1120 and encodes 244 amino acids. The record is from RefSeq and is a predicted model, not a curated record. Lineage: Eukaryota; Fungi; Ascomycota; Eurotiomycetes; Onygenales; Arthrodermataceae. The transcript has a single exon.